Molecule: messenger RNA, 1610 nt
Organism: Aureobasidium subglaciale EXF-2481
Lineage: Eukaryota; Fungi; Ascomycota; Dothideomycetes; Dothideales; Saccotheciaceae
Exons: 1
Coding region: 258-1166 (302 amino acids)
Cellular component (GO): kinetochore
Molecular function (GO): nucleic acid binding
Source: RefSeq, a predicted model, not a curated record
CAAAAUACGGCAUCCUCAUUCACUUCAACUUGACAGCACUCGGCAACCAUACGCGUUGUACUCACAACUAGACUGGACACACUCAAACCAUUACUUCACUGUCAAUUCCACACCUGACCUCUUGUCACACCUCUACAUCAUCCGGCGCAAAGAGACCACCACCCACCUCACAUCCCUCAAAACGCAAAACACAAAACCUGCAACUGUACCAGGACCACAGCUCUCUCAGUCAAAACAGCUACCAUCACAAUCAAACCAUGAGCGACGCAGACGAUGAUUACAUGAACAUGUCCUUCACGGACCCCACCCCCAACGCUCCAAAAACCUCCCUCCAACGCCACCAAGAACGCCGACGUCUAGCCUCCCUAAAAGCCACGCCCAAAACAAAACGCGAACUCGAAGCCGAAGCAGAACGCUCUCGUCAACUCGCCCUCUCCACCUCUUUGCUCUCGCAACCGGAAUCAAAAACAAGCAAGGGAGCAGCCAUGAUGGCGAAAAUGGGCUAUAAAGCCGGUUCCGCAUUGGGGAAAUCAGAGGGUGCGAGGACGGAACCGAUAGAGAUAAGUGUCAAGGAAGGCAAAGGGGGUAUUGGGAUGGAUAAUGAGAAGAAGAGGAAGAUUAGAGAGGUUAUGGAGGAGAUGCAGGGUAAGGAGAAGAGGCAAAAGGCUGAUGAGGGGGAGUAUCGUGAGAGGGUUGCGAGGGAGAGGGAGGAGAAGAGGGGAGAGGGGAUGUGGUGGGGUGCUAUGAAGAUUUGUGAGAAGUUUGACACUGAAGAGGAGGAGGAGGAAGGGAAGACGAAGGAGAGGGGGAAGGAAAAGGCAAGGAACGUGAAUUUGCUUUGGAGACCUCUUGCCAUGCAGCGGGAACAGAAGAGCAAAGACAUGGUGUUACGAAAAGGCGCACUCGAUUCUUUGUCUUCUCGCUAUCAGGAUGAUGAAGCAGAUGCAGAUGAUAAACUUGCUCUGGGUCAGGAAGUUGAAGAGUACGAGGAUGAAGAGGAGGACACAGAGUUGGAUGAAUAUCUGGCCAUGGAGAUUGGCGAGAGACUUGGAAAGGUUGUGGGAUACUUGAGGGAGAAGUAUCACUACUGCUUUUGGUGCAAGUUUAGGUAUCAAGAUGCAGAGAUGGAGGGAUGUCCUGGUUUGACAGAGGAAGAUCACGAUUGAUGGCGACGAGACAAGAUUGAGCAGGAACACGAAACGUGAACAAGAAGAGAAAGAUUGAGCGGUGUGCUUAUAUCCAGAUGCUACUACUAUACAACUAUGAUACCCAGAAGAGGCCACAAAAUAGCCCCCGUUUCUAUAUACACACGAACAUGCAACCCACACUAGAUAUCCGAACACGUCUUGUCUCCAGUCUUGAUCUCAGGCGACUGCAAAGCAAUAGCAGCAGUCCUAAUACUCUCUUCCGCCACCCCAACAUCCCCAUGCACCCUAACCAACACCAAUCUGAUAAACUCGCUCACCAAAUUCAAACUCUCCUCUUGACGCGUCUCUAUUUCCAUCUCUGCAAUAUCGAUACCCCUGUCCGCAGCAGCUUUCGCUCUCUUCUGCGCCAAUGCCGCCAUAACCUUUGACGUAUUUUUAAGACGCAACUGGUCGGCGGGUAAC